This is a messenger RNA of Phaedon cochleariae (mustard beetle), 3033 nucleotides long. The record is from the annotation of a GenBank genome assembly. Lineage: Eukaryota; Metazoa; Arthropoda; Insecta; Coleoptera; Chrysomelidae.
UUUGUUUUCAGAACCGUGAGGUCUGGUGAUAAUGAAAGUCUGCGCCAUAGAAGACAAGCUGAAACGCACAAUUACAAAAAAUCUAAUGCUGAAGUGUCAACACCAACGGUAGAUGGGGGGACUUUGAAUAACUUACUGGAGGACAUGCGUUUUGUUCCUGGGCGAUUUUUCUUCGCCAUUUUUACGCUUCUAUGCUCAUUUACAUCCUCCAAGAUAAACAAUGCCGGCUGGAAGGAUUUAUUCACACCGUCGGAGUUAUCAUCAAUUUUAGGGAAUUCCGAAUCAGACAAUCGGAUCAUAGUCUAUCCAAAUUUGUUGGAACUGGCAGGAAACGAAAGAAAAAUUGACAUUGAUGUUCCUGAAUUCGGCCUCAACUUCAGUUUGCAAGUGAAACCAAAUGAUGAAAUCGUUUCCAGAGAUUUCAUAGUGUUGGAAACAUUUGCCAAUGGAUCCCAUCCCGUUAUCCUACAAGAAGAGGACAGAAGCUGCUACUUCAAAAACGAAUUGGCCGCCUUGAGUUUAUGCGAUGGAGUGCGGGGGUUGAUACACAUCGACGAAGAAUCCUUUUUUCUCAUCAGCCCAUUGCCAAAAAGGUUCCAUACUGUCUCGGCGGAACCUCAUUUACUCAUCAAAAAAAGACAUGGACAACAUUCCCAACAUUCACUGCCCCUUAAAAACGAUACCAAAGAUAUGAGAGAUACCAAAGCAAAGAAAGACAUUUUCAAAAAGAAAGUUAGGGUUAGACGGGAAACUUUUCCAGAAGGAGCACCCGCUUUCGUGGAAACUGCAGUGUUUGUGGAUAAGGACCUUUUCGAACAUAUGAAGACUAAUUUUCCUGUGAAUACGGAGAGGGAGCUGAUUCGAUUCGUUUUGGCAAUGAUUAAUGCAGUGCAGCUAUUAUACCACGACCCCAGCCUCGGAAGGCCGGUGAACUUCGUGCUGAAGCGCUUGGAGAUCCUGAAGGAGGAGGUGUCAGGCUUGGUGAGACCGCCGGACAUCGACCGAUUCCUCUCCAACUUCUGCAACUGGCAGAAGACCAAGAACCCGAUGGGCGACAGCCAGCCGCUCCAUUGGGACCACGCGCUCAUCCUGACGGGGUUGGACCUGUACGUGAGGGGCAAGCACGGCAAGAUCUCCAAUCAAGUGGUCGGUCUGGCCCCCGUAGCAGGAAUGUGCACAGCCACCAGCAGCUGUACUGUCAACGAAGGUAGACACUUCGAGAGUGUCUAUGUGGUGGCUCACGAAAUUGGACACAACUUGGGAAUGAGACAUGACGGCCCCCUGGCGGAAAACGACUGCGAUCCUAGCAGUUACAUCAUGUCUCCGACUUUAGGAAGCGGAAAAAUAACAUGGUCCUCGUGCAGCAAGCGCUAUCUGCAAAAAUUCCUCGACUCCCCUCAGUCGAGAUGCCUGUUGGAUCACGGCAGUUCUGCCGGCAAGCUAGACCACAGCGCCGAGGGGGCAUUGCCUGGUGAAAGAUUCGAUGCCAAUCAACAAUGUAUGUUGAAGUACGGCAGAGGUAGCAAGCAUUCCAGCCAGCAAGCCCUCAACGACGUCUGCAGAGAUUUGCACUGCGAGAGAGAAAGGUACACCUGGACGUCGCAUCCCGCCUUGGAGGGUACCUUGUGCGGUAACAGCAUGUGGUGCCGGGGCGGCCAGUGCCUGCCCAAAGGCUACGCCCCUUCGGCUGCGUACACCUCCGCCCGACGCCAACCGAUGUCCAAUCGUCUGGGCGAGAUCGACGGCGGCUGGGGCCCGUGGAGGCACUCGGGAGAGUGCGCCUCAGGCUGUCUGUUCGGCGAGGAAGGCAGGCUGCGCACGGGCAGCACGGGAGUCGAGGUGGCCGAGCGGGUGUGCAAUAAUCCCAGGCCUCAAGGGGCUGGCAGCGAAUGUGAAGGCCACUCUAAACGAUACACGUCUUGUGUUGCUCAGCAAUGCCAGAACGUACCCAGACUGACCAUACGAGAAUUCGCCGACCAGAUUUGCAGAAGGGCCAAAGAGAUCGACCCGGACCUGAGUGGAUCGGGCAUGCAGAAAAUCAGCUCCGACCCGGAAGAAGCUUGCUUGGUUUGGUGCCAAAAGACAAAUGGCAGCCCCAAGAGUCGUGGUUGGACCUUUCCCGAUGGCACGGCCUGUCAGAUCAGGAGGAAUCGAUAUGGAAAGGCUAGCUAUUGCAUCAAAGGCAGGUGCGAAGAGUUCGUGUGCGACCCCGCCGAAGAAGCCGCCCACGCCCUGUCGCCCGACCGGUGCCCGGGCGCAGGCCCCGACCGCGUCGACGACAACGAGGUGGGCGGGGCGACAACAGGUUGGGGCGGGGCGGGCCUGCGCGGACGCGAGGGCGCGCAGCGGUGGAAGAGCGCCAGCGGCUGCCACUACAACUGCGUGUCGCCCGGGGCGGGCGUGCGACUGGUGCGCGCGCAGCGGAAGGGCGGCCGGGCGAGCAUCCAGCUCUGCCGGCCCGAGCAGUUCGGAUGCAGUCGGGUAAAGACCUCUUUUCAACAUGCCUCCAUGGUCUGUUCCAAAUACAAAGAGAGGGUGAGAAGGCUGUCUGGUUUGGGAAUGCAAAUCCUGCCAGCUGUAGAGGAUCCGGACAGGCCAUGCAGAAUCGCUUGUCAGGAUGAUUUCAUCUCGCACAGGUUUUAUUUAGUCAAUGGAGAAGAUGGUUGGUUCCCGUUUGGCACGGACUGUUCAAGGGGCAGCACAGACAAAAAGGCCUAUUGCGUUAGCGGAAAAUGUUUGGAAUUUGGCCCCGAUGAUACUCCUCUGUCAGAAAGCGAGUUUACUCUACCCCUGCUGUCAAGAUCUCGUCGAUCUGUGUACAGCAAUGGCACCAGAAUUCUGGCCAAAUUGAAUCAGAUGGAGCUGGACAACAUCAUCCGAGAUUUCCACAGAACGUUAUCGGGUAAUUACACUGGUCCAAAAUUCGAUAUUGACUUCCAGAAUCCGAUACAUAUCAGUAUGGACGUGGAACGGACACAUAAUUUACCGAAACAGAUGCAGAAUAAUGUCGAGGAUUAUGUGAAUUUUGCUUGA